Rotaria sordida is the source of this 735-nucleotide messenger RNA. Lineage: Eukaryota; Metazoa; Rotifera; Eurotatoria; Philodinida; Philodinidae. The record is from the annotation of a GenBank genome assembly.
AUGGAAACAACAGACAUACAUAGUAAAUCAUCGACUUUUACUUUCGAAAAUGUUCGAAAAUUCUCAAAAAAAACAGACGAAUACUUUGAUAUUGAUCAUCUUGUUUCACGUGAGCCAUACAGUCAAUUUAAAAAGUGGCUCGACGACGUCGAAAAUCAACAAAUCGAUGAAGCUCGUAUCUUUACUUUGGCCACUACCACCAAAAGUGGCAUUCCUUCGUGUCGUCCACUACGAUUGGCGAGCAUUAUUGAUGGAGAGGGUUUUACAUUUUUUACCAACUACGAUAGUCGCAAAGGCAAAGAACUCGAAGAAAAUCCAUAUGCAGCAAUGUCUUUUUGGUGGCCAUCUACUGCUAGAGCGAUCCGUAUCGAAGGUCAAGUUACAAAACUCUCGAGUGCCAAAUCAGACGACUAUUUCUAUUCACUUCCACGUGAAAUGCAAGUAGGUACUGUUGUCAAUGUACAAUGCAAACGCAUCAUUCAAAACCGACAACAACUACUUGAUCUUAAAAAUAAAUACAGUGGUCAGUCCCAACUCCAAAGACCAGAUAGAUGGGGUGGCUAUCUUCUUGUUCCACAUACAUUGGAAUUCUUCCAACGUCAACAUGAUUGGGUAUCAGACCGAAUUCGAUUUCGUCGCCUGCUUAAGAAUGACAAUGUUUCUAGUCUUGUUAUUGAUGGGAGUACCACUCACCAAGGUGAUGAUGACUGGGUGUUCGAACGAUUGGCGCCUUGA